GGGAGCCUGGCGAGUCGCUGGGGGAGUCGAGCAGACGCCAGGAGCAGCCUGGAGCAUCGGAAGGUGAUCGCGUUAUUCGGACCUGCGGAUCGCAGCCUGUAGAUCGCAGCCGGGGCCUGGAGGAGUGAAAGGAUCCUCUUCCUGAAGGAGGGGGUCAUGGCCUUCUUGUUGCUCACCCGGCGGGUGGCCUGCAGCUCCCAGAAAAACCUCUGUCUCUUCACAUGUGGAUCCAGAUACAUCAGUCAAGCUGCUGCCAAGGUUGACAUUGAAUUUGACUAUGAUGGGCCACUGAUGAAGACAGAAGUCCCAGGGCCUAGAUCUCAGGAAUUAAUGAAACAGCUGAACACAAUCCAGAAUGCAGAGGCUGUGCACUUUUUCUGCAACUAUGAAGAAAGCCGAGGCAACUACCUAGUAGAUGUGGAUGGCAACCGCAUGUUGGACCUGUAUUCUCAGAUCUCCUCUGUCCCCAUAGGUUACAACCAUCCGGCUCUGGCGAAACUCAUCCAGCAGCCUCAGAAUGUGAGCACUUUCAUCAACAGACCUGCCUUGGGCAUCCUGCCUCCAGAGAACUUUGUAGACAAGCUCCGGGAGUCCUUGAUGUCGGUGGCACCCAAAGGCAUGUCCCAGCUCAUCACCAUGGCCUGUGGCUCCUGCUCCAAUGAGAACGCAUUCAAGACCAUCUUCAUGUGGUACCGGAGUAAGGAACGAGGGCCAAGAGGUUUCUCGAAAGAGGAGCUGGAGACCUGCAUGGUUAACCAGAGUCCUGGAUGUCCCGACUACAGCAUCCUCUCCUUCAUGGGUGCUUUCCACGGGAGAACUAUGGGAUGCUUAGCGACCACACACUCCAAAGCAAUUCACAAGAUUGACAUCCCUUCCUUUGACUGGCCCAUUGCUCCGUUCCCACGGCUGAAAUACCCCCUGGAGGAGUUUGUGAAGGACAACCAGCAAGAGGAGGCCCGCUGCCUAGAAGAGGUAGAAGAUCUGAUUGUGAAAUAUCGGAAAAAGAAGAGAACAGUGGCUGGGAUCAUCGUGGAGCCCAUCCAGUCUGAGGGCGGAGACAACCACGCAUCAGAUGACUUCUUCCGGAAGCUGAGAGACAUCGCCCGGAAGCAUGGCUGUGCCUUCUUGGUGGAUGAAGUUCAGACUGGUGGGGGCUGUACGGGCAAGUUCUGGGCCCAUGAGCACUGGGGCUUGGACGACCCAGCCGAUGUAAUGUCCUUCAGCAAGAAGAUGAUGACUGGGGGCUUCUUCCACAAGGAGGAGUUCCGGCCAAGUGCUCCUUACCGCAUCUUCAACACCUGGCUGGGAGACCCAUCCAAGAACUUGCUGCUGGCUGAGGUCAUCAAUAUCAUCAAGCGGGAGGACCUGCUCACCAACGUGGCCCAUGCCGGGAAGACCCUGCUCACGGGGCUGCUGGACCUCCAGGCCCGGUACCCCCAGUUCGUCAGCAGAGUGAGAGGACGGGGCACCUUUUGUUCCUUCGACACACCGGAUGAAACCAUAAGGAAUAAACUCAUUCUAAUUGCCAGGAACAAAGGUGUGGUACUGGGGGGCUGCGGUGACAAAUCUAUCCGUUUCCGUCCCACGCUGGUCUUCAGAGAUCACCACGCUCACCUGUUCCUCAAUAUUUUCAGUGACAUCUUAGCAGACUUCAAGUAAAGAAGCCAUUCCCGUGACAUUCAGAGAAUGCCUGGACUCGGUGGUGUCAACUUGAUUAGUUUGCCUAAUUCAUAUUUUCACUUAAAAGUUUAUCAGAGGCGAAUGCGUAAACUGAUGGGUCAUUUGUGGGGCGGGCUCAUUGUUCAGUGGGUUGUGGAGGAGCAGUGGGGGAGAGGAGCUGGAUUUGAGUUUCCUCCCUUCAGAACUCAUGGUGCCAAUUGGUUAAAGCCCUUAAGUUCUGUGUAAGCCUUGCACACUGUCUUAGGAAAGGCCUUGAGGCCGUAUUUCUGCCAACGAUGGACCAACCAGUUUCUUAGAAGCCACUCAAGGCCAUUACACCUGUACUGAGGCAGACGGGCAGGACCCCUGGGUCUCUGUCCUUCUCAAGUACCCUGUCUUGGGAUCAGAGACGCUGGUGUUCUCUUGUCCUUCACAAAUGAACUUUCCUUGCUUCUCACCAAAUCUCUAGCUCCAUGCCCCGCUCAUGACUUAGUGAGGGUCUGGAUGGCUCUCAGGAAAUGACAAAGUAAGGAGGUAAGAAGUGUGUUUGGGGGAGAGGAGGGGUUUCUGGUACCCUGAACACCAAGAUCCACCCAGCCCUGUGCCCAGUGAUGUCCAUGGCCUGCAAAUUCUAUCCUUGACUGACCUGUGCUCCUAGAGGAUCUCUGAGUGGUGGGACCAGCGGUGGUUCUCCACCCUGUGUCAGUUUGGACCCUAGGGAAGGAAACUACAUCCUGAGCACCCAGGGGUCACAAGGGAGCUGCCUCUGGAGCCCAAGCUGCGGAGCACGGGCAAUAGAGCCCCUUCAUCUCAUCGCCAGGGCCUCUGACCUGUGACCCCUCAUCUGGGGAACUCCGUAAUCUGGCUUUCGCUCAUCCACCUUCCCUCCUGUCCUGAGCAGGGCUGUUCCAUGCAGGGUCCACUGCUAGACUUCUUAUUAAAGGUAAUGUGUUGUUAUAAAGACAUAAGAAUACCACACGUGGAAAGCAGCUUGCUGGUUCAUGAUGGUGUUCUUGGACUGCCCCCCACCUCCACCAGAGUCUAGGCCUUUUCUGAGUGUGGCUUCCCCUCAGCCAGCAGCCAGUGCUUAUGCAGGCUCCAGCACCUCAGCUGGAGGCAUGAUGUUCUUAGAACUGACUUGACCUGAGAGGCUCCUGAGCAGAGCCCUCAUCCUUCAGAGAGGCAGUGUUUAAUGGGGUAGACUGAAGAGGGCUGCUUUGUCUUCUUCCAAAGUUCGCUUUGCAUCCUGGUGCCCUUGUUGACUGUCUGGAGAGAUAGGUAUACCAAGGUUCCCAGUUCAGCCUUUUGCUCUUGAGUCAUCCAAAGAUCCAGCUUCUAUGCUUCCUUAGGCAUGGUCAUCAAUUUACUUGCCUUGAACAUGAAAGGCACUGACAUGCUUAAUAGAAACAGCAGAUCCCUGAAUCCCAUCCACCUCACAGCCCUGCGGUCUGAGACUGAGCCUCCUCUUUUCAUAGCCAUGUGUAAGAUCAUUUCUCCAACCGUUUAAGUGACGGGGUCUGCCUUCCUCCCUCCCUCCCUCCCAGUAAGGUUUCGUUCACCAGUAUGUUUAUUUCCACAUUAAUAACUUAGUCACUCACCCACCUUUCAUGAAAUAUUUGUGCUGUUCCAGGCCCUGUUCUAAGCACCAGGAACACAAACAUGAAAUGAGAUGUAGUCCCGCUCCCAGGGACACCCACUCCCUCGGGGAGCACAGACCCUUAGUGCUGAAGUCAGAGCAGCAAGUGCUCCAGCAAGGGGUUCUGGGUGUUCGUAAGUCAAGGACCCUUUAAGGGGUAAUGGGGGUUUGAGCAAAAUUCUCCAGAAUGAGAAGUUAGUCAAGCACAGACAAAGCAAGGAAAAGCGAAGAAUGGGAAAGAAAGCAUGUGCAGAGGGGCAUUUGUUCACAGCCUCAGCCCCUUCCCAGGAAACAGACCUCACCCAGGAGAAAGGCCCCGCCCAGGAGAAAGGCCCCGCCCAGGAAACAGGGCCCGCCCAGGAGCCAGACCCCGCCCAGGAGCCAGACCCCACCCAGAAUAUCCCAAAGUUCAAGGUCUGAUUUAACAAACAAGUGCAGGCCAAACCCCAGUUCAUCUAUUAGUUUAAGCAUGCUUCCUCCUGAGAACCAUAGCAACACGUGCAGAUUCAGUCAGGUCCUUGGCAUUCAAAGGGUUUUAAGCGAGGACACAAGUGGGAAUCACUCUCUUUGGAGGAGGGAGUGGCUGCUGUUGCCUUUCUUGCCCAGGGUGUGUUGACAAAGAUUGAAACUGUUUCUUCUAGAAAGUCCAGAUGUAGCUAUCCUUCACCCCUUCCUUGCCUGGGAGCUCUUCUUCUCAUUUUAAACAAACAAAAUUAAGUUCUUGACUCGGGCACAAAGUUCCUGAGAUGUCAUCUUUGGAGGUUAGCUCGACCAAUUCCAAGGAAAAGGAUUUUCCACAAAACUCAAGAUGGUAGAAACUUAGAAACGGUUGGUGAAAACCCAGGAAGCCUGGUGGGCAGGCUUCUGCCUAGGGCAGUACCCACAAAGAGGCGCUUCUGUGCAGGUCUGGAUGUAUACCCAUCAUGCAUUAGUAUAGUCAAGUUUGGUAAACGUCUCUAGCCAGUCCUGUCAAUUUUGCAGAAAACAAGGCCCAGUACUAGCAAGUCUUAGCACAUCCUCCCUUUUUAUUAUAAUUUUUUAUAAUUUUUACUGAUGCUCAGUAACCAUGCAAAAUUGUGCACAUUAAUGUACUAGUUACUAGAUCUGUACCUAUCUAUCUAUACACACACAUAUAUAUAUAUAUCAGCUCACUGUAGGAAACCACAACUAGUGAGUAUCGCAGACUCACAAAGACCAAGUGAUCUUGUUUACAGUAAUUGUUCGACAGUGCCAAUAAGUGAUGAGGAAACUAACAUGUCACGGUGUAACUGGUGACCAUGUGCACAAUUCCAUGAAUUAAACCUGUGUCCUGUGUUAAUCAGUAUUCUUAAAUUAAAAGAAAAUGUUUAUAAUGGAAA
This is a messenger RNA of Onychomys torridus (southern grasshopper mouse), 4653 nucleotides long. It is a transcript of the gene Abat, whose product is annotated as 4-aminobutyrate aminotransferase. NCBI's taxonomy places the organism in Eukaryota, Metazoa, Chordata, Mammalia, Rodentia, Cricetidae. The record is from RefSeq and is a predicted model, not a curated record. The transcript is spliced from 16 exons. Gene Ontology annotation, biological process: GABA catabolic process. Bases 157 to 1659 code for a protein of 500 amino acids. Gene Ontology annotation, molecular function: pyridoxal phosphate binding. Gene Ontology annotation, cellular component: mitochondrion.